GUUGAGGGGGUACUUGUGGAUGUCCAUUAAAUCAAAGAUAAUGGGCGGGGCCAGUGGGCCACGUGUGUGUGUAAACAGAGUUACCAAGCUCUUGGUGGCGUCCUUUUCUCCAUGUUUUCUCACACUCACUAGUAGUCACGACAAAUUAAAAUAGGACGCAUUAACCAGCGAAAUGAAUCAAUUUUUCAGGCCAAUCAAAUCGUUUUCGGUGUUGCGUGCCUUGGCCUUAAGGAGAACGUACGGCACAGCAUCAGGUCUGAAUGAUGUCGUGAUUGUGAGUGCCGUGCGUACACCCGUGGGUUCCUUCAGGGGGACCUUAGCCAGCUUGUCUGCUCCCCGAUUAGGAACUGCAGCUAUUCAGGCAGCAAUCCAGAAAGCAGGCAUCCCCAAUGAGGAAGUCAAGGAGGUUUACAUGGGGAACGUACUGCAAGCGGGGGAAGGCCAGGCACCUACCAGGCAAGCAGCCCUAGGAGCUGGUCUUCCACUCAGUACGCCCUGCACCACCAUCAACAAGGUCUGCGCGUCUGGAAUGAAGGCUAUCAUGAUGGCAGCACAGAGCCUCAUGUGUGGACACCAGGAUGUCAUGGUAGCUGGUGGUAUGGAAAGCAUGUCCAAUGUACCCUUCCUGAUGCCACGGACAGAGCCCACAUAUGGAGGUCAACGUAUUGAGGAUGCCAUAGUGAAAGAUGGACUGUGGGACGUGUACAACAAGAUUCACAUGGGCAACUGUGGGGAAGACACUGCCAAGAAGUUGGACAUCUCAAAAGCAGAGCAAGAUGAAUAUGCUAUGGGCUCCUACAAGAAAAGCCAGGCCGCAGGGGCUUCUGGUGUUUUCCAGAAAGAGAUCAUCCCUGUUAACGUGCCACAAAAGAGGGGAAAGCCAGAUGUUGUGGUGUCAGAGGACGAGGAGUGCAGCAGAGUCAACUUUGACAAGUUCACCUCCCUCAAAGCAGUCUUUGAAAAGGACGGUACGAUAACAGCAGCCAAUGCCAGCACACUGAAUGACGGCGCAGCAGCGAUGGUCCUCAUGACAUCACAGGCUGCAGAGAGACUCGGCGUCAAGCCACUCGCUAGAAUCCUGGGUUUUGCUGAUGCAGCUGUUGCUCCUAUAGAGUUUCCGCUCGCGCCCGCCUAUGCCAUGCCCAAGGUGUUGGAGCAGACGGGUGUCAAAAUGGAGGACAUCUCAAUGUUUGAGAUCAACGAAGCCUUCAGCGUUGUCGUCCUGGCAAACAUUAAACUCCUGGGAUUGGAUGCCAGUAAGGUCAACAUCAACGGUGGCGCGGUCAGCCUUGGGCAUCCGAUAGGGAUGUCCGGAGCGAGGAUCACGGGUCACAUGGUACACAACCUGAAGCCUGGCGAGAAGGGCCUAGCUGGGAUCUGUAACGGAGGGGGCGGAGCCUCGGCCAUCCUGAUAGAAAAAUUGUAGGAGCCUCGACCAUCCAGAUUGAAAAACAGUUGGGGAGGGGGAAUUCCACAUGACGACACAUGGAGUGUUAUGUGCUUGUGUCCAUGUAGCUCCAUAGUCCGAUGCAGUAUGCAUGAAAAACAAACACACAGAAUUGUACAUUUGGAAGGAACAUACAUGUACACUGCAAAAUAAAUGCACUGAAAGUGAAACUUGCUGAAGAUCACAACAUUUCUGGCAGUGAGACAUUGGUAGGGUUUUGCAGUAACAGGUUCAUGCGUUAUUGCGUCAUGGAUUCAAGGUACCGGAUCUGAAUGCUUACUUAGAUUAUUCAGUCUUAUGCAUUGUACAUACCUAUAUCACCCAGUGUAUUCAGAAUGAAAGAUGUACCAAUAGAC
This is a messenger RNA of Patiria miniata (bat star), 1803 nucleotides long. It is a transcript of the gene acat1, whose product is annotated as acetyl-CoA acetyltransferase, mitochondrial-like. Gene Ontology annotation, biological process: fatty acid beta-oxidation. The coding region runs from base 173 to 1426 and encodes 417 amino acids. The transcript is spliced from 13 exons. Lineage: Eukaryota; Metazoa; Echinodermata; Asteroidea; Valvatida; Asterinidae. Gene Ontology annotation, molecular function: acetyl-CoA C-acetyltransferase activity. The record is from RefSeq and is a predicted model, not a curated record.